AUGUCAGCGCUGCAGCUUUACUUUAUUUUAGAAACAACAUUUCGAUAUCUACAUCAGCGCAAAAAAGGAAGUGAGGUAGUUGCCAUGGAAUCACAUUUUCGAGAGAAAAAUGUGGUAGCAGAAAAUGUCCUAGAAUAUCUGUACAAGCCGGUGUGCCGCGCGGAGCAGCGGCGCGUGUACGCGGUGGCGCGGCUGGAGCCGGCGAAGGUGACGUGCGAGGUGGACGCGUACCCACCGCCCGACUCCUUCCGCUGGAGCUUCAACCACUCGGGCGCCGGCGACGCGGCCGUGGAGGUGCCCGAGGCGCGCUACAGCGGCGGCGCUGGCGCUGGCGGGGGCGGGGGCGGGGGCGGCGGCAGCGGCGGGCAGGGCGGCGAGGAGGCCGGCGCCUCGUCCACGCUCUCCUACGCGCCCAUGACGGAGCUGGACUACGGCACGCUGCUUUGCAGCGCCAACAACGCCGCGGGCCAGCAGCGCGAGCCCUGCGUCUUCCACAUCAUCCCCGCAGGUCGUCCGGAACCACCCUUGAACUGCUCUUUGACGAACCAGACGACGGGCUCGCUGGAGGUGGAGUGCGAGGAGGGCUUCGACGGGGGGCUGCCGCAGACCUUCCAGCUGGAGGUGUUCGACCUGGAGAGCGGGCUGCUGGCCGCCAACGUCUCCUCGCGCUGGCCGCGCUUCCUCGUGGAGGGGCUGCGCGCGGGCCGCGUGCUGCGGGUGCACGCCUACGCGCUCAACGCCAAAGGGCGCAGCGAGCCCUUCGCCCUGGAGGGCUUCACGCUCAAGCAGGCCGAGAAGCGCACCGGUGAGUCUCUCUCUCUCACUUGGCCCUUCGCCCUAGAGGGCUUCACGCUCAAGCCGGCCGAGAAGCGCAACGGUGAGUUCCUCUCUUUCACUUGGCCCUUCGCCCUAGAGGGCUUCACGCUCAAGCAGGCCGAGAAGCGCACAUGGUCCCCGGUGUCGCUGGAGCUGACCCCUCUGCUGGCCACGCUGCUGGGGGCGCUGGCGGCGCUGCUGCUGGUAGCGACGGCAGGUGUGGCGGGCGGGCAGGAGUGGCGCUGCGCAAGCGCCUCUUCGGCGUUGCGCGGGCGGCGGGGCCGGCGCGCGCAGCGGGACGGGCGCGGCGGGCGGCCCGCAGCGCCCCACGGACCUGGCGCUGAAGGAGAAGGCGCGCGGGGGACAGACGCUACGAGCGGAUGCCGGCCUCGGCCUGGACUUCGACGCCGCAGACGAGAAGAACCCCGACGUCAUUCCCUGCAACAAGGGUGUUACCGGGGCGCAGCGCUGGCGUCGGUGGGCCGCGCGGGCAUGGGCCGCUUCGGGAAGGCGCAAUGGGAGCGCACGCUUGCAGACGCGGAGUACCAGCUGGCGGAGACGCCCGGGCCGCUGACGCAGGGCCUGCUGACGCCCACGCCCACGGCGGCCUACGGCGCACCCGCGCCCCCGCGCGUGCCCUCGCCCCGCGGGCCCUCGCCCUCGGCCGCGCACUGCAACGGCGCCCUCUACGGCACCUACCGGCCCCUGGGGCCGCCGACCCACCUGCGCUUCCCCACGCUGCGCCAGGAGGUGCAGUACGCGGAGCUGGCGCUGUCCCGGUGCGGGGUGACGCCGCCGCCGCCGCGCUCGCCGCCGGAGCCCACCAUCUACGCGCAGAUCUCGCACACGCUGCGCGCGCACGGGGCCACGCCGCGCUGCACGCCGUCGCCCGUGGGGCCGCCGCCGCCGCCCAUGGCGCUGCUGCCCGGCCGCGAGGUCGUCACGGUGCGCACGCCGCUCAUGAUGGGCGACUGCGCGCAGGAGAGCUGCGUAUAG
Molecule: messenger RNA, 1812 nt
Organism: Gryllus bimaculatus (two-spotted cricket)
Lineage: Eukaryota; Metazoa; Arthropoda; Insecta; Orthoptera; Gryllidae
Source: the annotation of a GenBank genome assembly